This is a messenger RNA of Ochotona curzoniae (black-lipped pika), 1460 nucleotides long. RefSeq names its product ALX homeobox 1 (gene ALX1). Lineage: Eukaryota; Metazoa; Chordata; Mammalia; Lagomorpha; Ochotonidae. The record is from RefSeq and is a predicted model, not a curated record. The transcript is spliced from 4 exons. Bases 171 to 1151 code for a protein of 326 amino acids. Gene Ontology annotation, molecular function: DNA-binding transcription activator activity, RNA polymerase II-specific; RNA polymerase II transcription regulatory region sequence-specific DNA binding. Gene Ontology annotation, biological process: embryonic skeletal system morphogenesis; positive regulation of transcription by RNA polymerase II; negative regulation of DNA-templated transcription.
GGGUUGGGAGAGGGGCAGCUCCCGGCGCCGCAGCGCUCGCUUCCCUACCCUCCUCCGGGGCCCUCCCUCCUCCCGCCCACCCGCGCCUUACACCCCCUUCCGCCCUCCCCCACGCCCUGCUCCGCUCAGGCUCCGCGCCCCCGGAGCUCCGCGACGGGCUUUUCAGGAUUAUGGAGUUUCUGAGCGAGAAGUUUGCCCUGAAGAGCCCGCCGAGUAAGAACAGUGACUUCUACAUGGGUGCGGGAGGCGCGUUGGAGCACGUUAUGGAGACGCUGGACAAUGAGCCCUUUUACAGCAAAGCAUCGGCAGGCAAAUGCGUGCAGGCCUUCGGGCCGCUGCCCCGAGCCGAGCAUCACGUGCGCCUCGAGAGGACCUCGCCCUGUCAGGACGGCGGCGUAAACUACGGAAUCACUAAGGUAGAAGGACAGCCCCUCCACACGGAACUGAACAGAGCGCUGGACAACUGUAACAGUCUCCGAAUGUCUCCUGGGAAGGGGAUGCCAGAGAAGGGAGAACUGGAUGAACUGGGGGACAAAUGUGACAGCAACGUAUCCAGCAGUAAGAAGCGGAGACAUCGAACCACCUUCACCAGCUUGCAGCUAGAGGAGCUGGAGAAGGUCUUCCAGAAAACCCAUUACCCGGAUGUAUACGUCAGGGAACAGCUUGCUCUGAGGACAGAGCUCACUGAGGCCAGAGUGCAGGUUUGGUUUCAAAAUCGAAGGGCCAAGUGGAGAAAAAGGGAACGUUAUGGCCAAAUACAACAAGCCAAAAGCCAUUUUGCUGCCACUUAUGACAUAUCAGUUUUGCCAAGGACUGACAGCUACCCACAGAUUCAGAACAACUUGUGGGCAGGAAAUGCAAGCGGUGGUUCUGUGGUUACUUCAUGCAUGUUGCCACGUGACACUUCCUCCUGUAUGACACCUUAUUCUCAUUCGCCUCGGACAGAUUCCAGUUACACAGGGUUUUCAAACCACCAGAAUCAGUUUAGUCACGUGCCCCUCAACAACUUUUUUACUGACUCUCUUCUUACCGGGGCUACCAAUGGACAUGCGUUUGAAACAAAGCCAGAGUUUGAAAGAAGGUCUUCCAGUAUCGCAGUUCUUCGAAUGAAAGCCAAGGAGCACACCGCCAAUAUUUCAUGGGCCAUGUAACAUACAGUACUCUUUUAUUUUUCUUUUAAUAGUAAAAUAAGACAUUCUUACUUCUCAUAUUUAAAGGAUACCACAAUAAGCUGCUGUGUGUGGAAUUGCUAAAGGUCAAGCUAUCCAGUGAGGCCAGCUUAAAUGAAUAGUUGUUAUUAUUUAACUUUAAAAUCUAAGAAUGAACCCCUGAAAGCCUAAAUAGGUUUACCAUGCACCAAUUUCCACAAACUCUCUUUCAGUAGUAAGAUUUUUUCCUAUUGUACAAGCCAAUGAAAUACGAUCAUGCAACUUCUUAAGAGAAUAAAUGUAUUAAACAAA